Molecule: messenger RNA, 1649 nt
Organism: Lactuca sativa (garden lettuce)
Lineage: Eukaryota; Viridiplantae; Streptophyta; Magnoliopsida; Asterales; Asteraceae
Product: C-8 sterol isomerase
Cellular component (GO): endoplasmic reticulum
Source: RefSeq, a predicted model, not a curated record
UCAAAAUUCAAACCAUUUUCUUUGUCUCUCUCCAUUCUGAUCCAAGUUUUAAACCAGAUCUCAGAAACUAAUGUUUAUCAAAUGCUAAUGGGAACUACUGUGCAAACACCCAAUUCCUCCGUGAAAUCGUCUUCCCCCAUGGAAGACGACAGCUUCUACUUAACCCGUUGCCGGAGAGAUGCCAACUGCAAGUGCAAAACCUGUGUCGCCAGCAUCAAUGCGACCCUUGAUUUGAUGAGCGCCCAUAGAAGCACGCUCACUAAGCUCUCCUCUUCAAAACCAUCUCCUCCUCAAACCCCACUUUUCAGCAAUCCUUCAACCCUCUCCACUCCUAUAUCCGAGACUUCUCGUCCCAUGGUAUCUACACCCCUCAGUCCAGCUAUCAGGAAAAGUUUCCGGCAGAAAAUGAACAGUAAAAAGACAAAACUUGGAUAUGUCUUAAAGAUGAUGAAAUGGGUUCUGAUUCUUUGCUUGAUUGUAAUAGGGAAACUGGGGUUUUCUUUUUUAACUUCUAGAGUCAUGAAAACCAAAUUUUCCCCAGAAAUAGUCAGAAAACUGAGUGAGAAAUCAUCCGGAAUUCAAGAUGUGAAAGAACGUUUAGUGUUUUUGAAUAAUGAACUACAAAGCUUUAUGGGAGAUGGUGUCUCAGAAGCUAGCUCUACAUAUCCCAAUUGGGAAAUAGUUCAGGAUGGUUUGAUCUUGAGAUCUCGUUGUCAACUCCACAAAUCCUGGAUGGAAGAAGUGAGCAUAUGGGGAUGGCCUUUGCAAACUUCUGGAUUGCUUACAACUGAAUUUGCUUCAAGAUCAUUCACUAUCUUAUCAGGAACAGUUACAGAGUGGUCAAAUGGGGAGUCGAGUCAUUCGAUUCGAAAAGCAAAUACUUCAUGGGAACAAGGAAAAUGGAGUGCAUCAUUAUGGCGUUUAGAUCAAAACACAUGGAUCCUUGAGUAUACACAAAGCUUUAUCUUUGAGAACACAAGACCUUUUCUAUCAACAAUGGAGUUCUUCAAACUCAUGAUGAUGAGAGUAUCUCGAUGCAUGAAGCAGUUGUGUAUGUUUUCUGGUGGCAAUCAUUUAGCUCCCACAUGACAGAAUUCAAGUAUGUUUGUGUUCUUAACUCGUAUCAUUCUUCAUUAGAAGUUAGAACUAACUAUGUUUGUUAGUUAGUUGUGUACAUGUCAACUAAUGUUUCAUUGUAUCUGAUGAUAUAUGACAUGUUCAGUUGUUAUCAUGAUAAUCAAUCAAAUCAUUGACCAUAAUUUAUGUUUUUAUGAUAAGCAAACACGAGCUAAGAACAUCAUCAUAUUAUUAUUUUACAAGCAGAGUUGUAGUAACCUUAAUCUUAAUAAUAAGCAACCUUACAACGACGACAUCAAAAUUAAAAAUUAAAAAAAUAUAAAAAGAAAAAAGAAAAGAAAAACUACACAGUAACAACUAAAGGCAUCGAAAGUGGUUGAUUGAUUUGCAGCAUAUCAUCAAUCAAUGCUUAGAGUUGGGAGUGAGACAUGGAAAUGAAGGAAUGGAUUGCAAUAUCAAUUUCCUGCUGCUUCUUUGUCCAAGUCCUGAGUGUGGUGGGGACACCCUUUUGCUGUUUGGUGAGCAAGAUUUGACACCACUGAUUGGGGAACCAUUUUCUUCAAGUAUUUCAG